Messenger RNA from Aspergillus lentulus, 1071 nucleotides. RefSeq names its product glycosyltransferase family 32 protein. Lineage: Eukaryota; Fungi; Ascomycota; Eurotiomycetes; Eurotiales; Aspergillaceae. Gene Ontology annotation, biological process: mannosyl-inositol phosphorylceramide biosynthetic process. The record is from RefSeq and is a predicted model, not a curated record. Gene Ontology annotation, molecular function: mannosyltransferase activity.
AUGCGGCGCGGUGUCUUGAUCUUUCUCAUUGUCAACCUGCUCAUCAUAUCAUUUCUUGUGCGCAGUGUCUUCACCCUACUAUCCUUGCUGGUAGAAGAUGCCUCGGCCGAUGCAAUUCGUCACGCGGAGCUUCCCUCGCCAAAUUCGAGCUUAAUUGAACAACGGCCGCAGAUUAUACCCAAGAUCAUUCACCAGACAUACAAGAACGAGACAAUCCCAGAAGUAUGGCGGGAGGCUCAACAAAGCUGCAAAGAUCUGCACCCUGACUAUGAAUACAUCCUAUGGACCAACGAAAAGUCCCGCGAAUUUAUCAAGGAUGAAUAUCCGUGGUUCCUCGACACAUUUGACGGCUACAAGUACCCGAUCCAACGGGCAGAUACUAUCCGAUACUUUGUUCUUGCUCACUUUGGCGGUACAUAUAUCGACCUUGAUGAUGGUUGCAACCGGCGAUUGGAUCCCCUCCUCUCCUACCCUGCUUGGGUGCGCCGUACCGUUCCAACGGGUAUUUCGAACGAUGCCAUGGGAUCCGUUCCCCAACACCCGUUUUUCCUUCGAGUCAUUGAAUUGCUGAAAUCUUACGACCGCAGCUGGCUGCUUCCUUAUAUUACCGUCAUGUACUCGACUGGUCCUCUCUUCCUGUCAGUGAUUUGGAAGGAGUACAUGCAAGAUAAACCGAGUGAGGCUGCACGAGUUCGGAUUCUCAUGCAGGAUGAAUACAACAAGUACUCGUGGAGCUUCUUCACUCACCAUGUCGGCAACAGCUGGCACGGUAAAGACGCCAGGUUGAUUUUCUGGAUGGGUCAACAUUGGAUGUUCCUCACUGUUCUGGGUUUCAUCCUGGCCUCUGUCGUGGGAUUCUGCCUCUGGUGGGUCUAUGGGCGCAUGAUUCUCCUGAGCUCGAAAUACCGCUACCGAUACUCGAAACUACCGGGCCUGAGUCGCUUAUCUUCCCCCACGCGUCGAUCUCGAGGCAUGAUGCCUACGCUACUUCGCCGUGUUAGCUUUAAAGAAGACGAAGAAUCUGCCCAUGUUACGGAGACCUCGUUCGAACUUUACAGCCGUCGCGAUUAA